Molecule: messenger RNA, 3857 nt
Organism: Trichosurus vulpecula (common brushtail)
Lineage: Eukaryota; Metazoa; Chordata; Mammalia; Diprotodontia; Phalangeridae
Gene: NRIP3
Product: nuclear receptor interacting protein 3
Exons: 7
Coding region: 90-812 (240 amino acids)
Biological process (GO): proteolysis
Molecular function (GO): aspartic-type endopeptidase activity
Source: RefSeq, a predicted model, not a curated record
AGAGCUGGAGCCAGAGAGGCAGGUGCUGAGGUUGGGACCAGAAGGACCGGUGGCAUCCUGAACCGGGCCGGGCCGGGGCUGAGCCAGUCAUGUUUUACUCAGGGCUUCUGACCGAGGGCGGCCGCAAGGAGGCCGAUAUGCGGGAGGCAGCUUCUCUGCGGCAGCAGCGCCGGAUGAAGCAGGCUGUGCAGUUCAUCCACAAGGACUCGGCUGACCUGCUGCCACUGGAUGGCCUCAAGAAGCUGGGCUCCUCCAAGGACACGCAACCCCACAACAUCCUGCAGAGGCGCCUCAUGGAGACCAACCUCUCUAAGCUCCGCAGCAGCCGGGUCCCUUGGGCCCCCAAGACCAACAGACUCAAUCAGGCCAAGUCUGAGGGGCUGAAGAAGGCUGAGGAAGGGGACAUGAUCCUAGUGUCCUGCCAGUGUGCUGGAAAGGACUUGAAAGCCUUGGUUGACACCGGCUGCCAACAUAAUCUCAUCUCCUCUGCCUGUGUGGACAGAUUGGGGCUAAAGGACCACGUUAAGUCCCACAAACAUGACGGGGAAAAGCUCUCCCUGCCCCGACAUCUAAAAGUGGUAGGCCAGAUUGAGCACCUUGCACUUACCUUGGGAUCCCUACGCCUGGACUGCCCAGCAGCUGUGGUCGAGGACAAUGACAAACAUCUCACUCUUGGGCUCCAGACUCUGCGGUCCUUGAAGUGCAUCAUAAACCUGGACAAGCAGCGUCUCGUCAUGGGGAGGGUAGAGAAGGAAGAGAUCCCCUUUGUGGAGACCGUGUCUGGGAGUGAAGAUAACACAUCGGAGGCAUAACUAAAGAGUGAGAUGUGUGAGUGAGUGAAUACACACUCACACACACCCGUACACAUACAAGCCACAUACACCCCCAAGCUAACAGCUCAGGAAAGCUGUCAGGCUUGGCCCAGAUGCAAAACAGGUCCCUGCUGCCUGGACCAAAUCCUUCCCUCUGUGGGAGGCUCCAUCAAUUCCUUCCCCUCUGGGCCUCUCUCAACUGUAGCCUGUGCUUAGAGAUCCUAUCUGGUUUUAUCUAUGGUUUUUAUAUGUCCGAUCAUGUUCAUGACCUUUGACACUGCCCUGACCUAGUUGCCGGAGUGUGUCCCCCACAGCUCACUCUUUUCUAAGAAUUCCCUUUCUUUAGCCAUGUCUAGGGCCUGCCAGGAGUUGGCCCUUAUUAGAGUCACUUCCUUGUUUUCCAGUGAACAGACGUGCAAUCAGCAGGAAAUAGGUACUGACUCAUGGGCUCAAUCACAGAAAGGCGUACCACAGAUUCAUCGACUUUUUAUUCACUCAGCACAUAGGAUUUAGAUCCAGAAAGGGCCUUAGACACCAUCUCAUCCAACCCAUUCCCUUUACAGAUGAGGAAAACAAGGCUCAGAACUGAGCGGCCUGCUCAGGGUCACAUAGCAAGGCAGUGGAAGAGACCCAGGUCUCCUGCCUCCUAGUCUGACCUAAUUUCCACUCCACCUUUCUGUCUCUUCUGUGGAAGGAGCUGUGAGGUGAGAGCCUUAGGGCUGGUGAGAAAGCAAGAGGAACAAAAAAGGAGAAAGGGAGAAAAUGCAGGAGCGAUGGUGCCAGGAUGGGGAUGCCUGCCACGAGGAGCUGUAGGGGGCUUCCAGAAUAUGUCCAGAAUGCCAACAUCAGUCACUCCUUUUGGGUAAAGAAUGAAGGAUCCUGGUUAAAAUAAUAACAGAUUUUCUGAGACUAUUAUCCACUAUUAAUCCUGUAAUCAAUUUUUAUGAGAUGCGUUCAGCCAGCCAGCUAGGAGAACAACAUAAGACACAGAAGGCGAAGGGAUGGGAAAAGUGAAGGCAAGGGGGCAGCUUAAGACUUGGGCAUAUGAGUGGAUGCAUGUUGGUUGCUGGGAUGGGGAUGCCCAGAAGGUGGAGAGAGGAGGACACUGCAGAGUAGUCAGAGAAAUACUGGACUGGCAGCCAAGGGACCCUGGGUUUAUGUCUACCUGCCAUCAGUAACUUUUCUGACCUUGGACAAAUCACUCCCACUGUUUUCUCACCUGUAAAAUAGGGGUGUUAGACCAGAUGAAUCUCUCCCUUCUGGCUCUUACAUUGUGUAGGGAGCUGGUGAGAUGGUGGGAGUUUGCUACUCAAGCUUUUCAUGUUGGAGUAUCAGAGAAGGUAUUUACACUACAGUUCUGCCAUGUUGUUAACCUAUGAGAAGGCGGAUAAUGACAAUCCUGUUGGAAUUCCCAUGAGAAAUCCCACAGAUCUGUGCUCAUUCUUUAGCAGAGAUUCACAAACCUUUUAUUCAUUCACUGCCAGUGUCCCCACACCUCACAGUAGAUGGUAAAAUAUGGGACAGGAUAGAGAGGAGGAGAAUCCAUUCUGUUUAUCUACCCCAUUAGUUCUCAACAGAACUCACAAUUUGAGCCUCCAAGAUGACUCCAAGCUCCUUGAUACUCCCAUCUGGGGACACGUAGGAACAGUCCUGUGGCCACGCUGUCACUGUCUUGCUUCACAGGUUGAUUUCCAAGAUAACUCCCUCCCAGCCUCUGCUGGACAUAGACACAGUGAAGGCAUAGACACAGUGCAAGCAAUCAUUCUGGGCAAUGUCAGUGAGCUCUGUGGGCUCAGGAGCACUUGGCUUUCCUACCUUGACUAUUCCCCUCUUGCCCCACCCUAAACUAAACUAUUCCAUAGCAAGGACCAUGCCUCUCUCCACUUCGGCUAGAUUCUCUUCAAGUCUUCUGUCAUCUUCCCUCUCUGGUCCUGCCCUUUCUUCCCCCUCAGAAACAAAUUAAUCCCUGCUCACCUGGGCCCAAACCACAGCUGCUCCUGAUGCCUGGAGUAGGCUGAAUUGCCUCCCAUCCUUUAUUAUAAUGCCCCACUACCCCAUUUAGUUUCUCAAAGCCUCCUCACAAAAUCCCACCAGCAAGUUGUUGCCAUGAUAUAUUAGCCUGUCUUCCCCAUGUUUGAAGACCCUGGCACUGGGGACCAAGAAAAGCUAAGGAGUCCCUGUUCUCUGAUGACUAGAGAUCAGGGAAGACACGUGUUCCUUGACUUCUUAGAGGUAAGACUCCAGGAACAGGGGGAAUGCAUUAGAUGACCUUUGGAGAGUCUUCUGGUGCCUAAGGCUUUCCAGGUAUAGAAGAGAAAACGAUCGGAUGGUCUAAGCCAUGACAUCACUGCCUCACCCAAUGUGCUUUUUGGUCAAGCCUGAAUUGAAUUUCGGAACCAAAUAGUUAAGACUUCACUUAGUGAGUUAUGCUUGGCAAAGGCAUCUUGGGAAUGUUUGAAGCUCCUUGGGGGCCGGGGGCGGGGGAAUUCUGGGGUCUCAUUAGCUUUCUUUAAAUGUCUCCAUAUUUAUUGACUGGGAAAGCUCCUCUGCAGUUGCUUGUACUCUGAGGGUUGGGACUACAAGCUUUCUGUGGGGUUGAGCCAGCCUACCCUGGGCAUCAGAUUCAUGCCUGGCAAGAGGGCCAUGGCAGGUUUCAUCUUAUGUAACCGGAGCCCAUGUUUAAUGGGAGCUUGGUUUCUGACAAGAGGCUUGAAAAAUAUGUUUUUAGAACUUAGUAUUUCUAUGCCUAAUGUAUUUGAGGAGUGAGUAUUUUCUGAUGUUUUCUAUACUUCCUCUGCCUUUAACUAGUCCUCCCCAUAGAUGAUUCCAGUCCCUUAAGCUCCAAGUCUCCUUAGUAGGAAUCGCUUGGCCACAGCCUACCGUCCUGUAGGUGAAAUAUCUUUCUAGGCUCAGAGCGCCGAGGAGGUCCUUCCCCACCUCCACCUUUGGGCCCCUCUGUUGGCACUUUCUUCUUGCAGUGUUUCUGGCUGUGUCUGGUUUAUCUGUGAGACUGAUGUACCAAUAAAGUGAAACCUCAUCUCCAGA